CGCUCACUGCCCUGCAUCCUUUUGUUUCUUCUCUCACAUAUCUUUCAGCAUUACACAUGUCUGUUCGAGACACGUAAUCUUAGAGCAUUGUCACGCUGGUCUGAUCAUGCGCAUGCAAUUCACACUACUGUUUCGAAACAAGUUGCACUGUACGUUUGCGCCUGCACCGCUCCUGCCUAAGUCAUCAACCGCAGCAUCUUGAUAGCCUGCUAUAGGCUACUUCAGCCCUGCUAUCAAGCUGCGCUGAAGCUCACGCAUUACUAUUCACAUUCUAGCCCACGACUUCCCAAAACACGACUAUCCCGACCAUAUUUGAUCAGUCGCAAGCGACGUCCAUCCUCCAAUGACUUCACAACCUGCCGCUAAAGGCUGGGACUUUGGCUCGGUCUUCGAUCUCAUCGACUCUUCUGACGUACACGAUGUUGGCUCUCCUAAGCUCGAGAAUCGCACACCCAUCGUAAAACCAAGCUUUGCACCGCCCGAUGGCGGGAUUCGGCUAGGCAGCUUCGUGAAGCUGUUCGAAGACCUUGGCAUAGCAGAUGAUUUGCCGCUACCUCCGCUUUCGUUGUCGCCCUCAGGCCCGGAGUCCUCGGGCGUUAGCAAUGCAGGCGAUGUGCUCCUACCAUCCCCGCGCUUUGAAUACAACGCAAAUCUAUCAGAGCCUACUACAGGCACAGAUGACACGCAAGCUGUGUUGACCAAGAAGCAACGCAAGCGGGCUCGACAGCAGGCCGAGAAGGAGCAGCAGCAGAAAUUAGAAGAAGAGAAGAUACAAGUACAGAAGCAUCAGACGAAGGGACCAUUCAGGGAAGCCCAGCGCAAGCAGCUGCAGAAGCAGAUUGAGAGCAUCUUCGGAGCUAGGCCUGCCACUGUGGCCACCGCUGCACCUAUCUUACUGCCUGGAACUGUCGACGUCGAGCAGACCCCGUCGAAGAAGCCCAGAAGUCGCUCCUCCUCAAAGGAGCUGCGUUCUGAGUCCCCCACAAAGUCAGCCUCAACCAAAUAUCCCACGAAAGCACCUCAACCUGCGUCUCCCGUAAAGCAGCUUCGACCUCAGUCACGGCCCAAUGUGGGAGCCAAGGUUAGGCCUGCCACUCUUGUUCCUGUUGUCGAGCCGGUUCCUGUCAUCUCGCCGCAAAAGAAGGAUCCACAGACACCAGCUCCUGGUAAGUCGCAGCGCCCUGCCGUCGAGCAGCGCGUAAACUCUGCGCAGAUUGCGACACCACAAUUGCAGCCUGCCUCGACUGAACCGCGAACCACACGACCUGUUACACCUACUGCCCUUGAGUAUGGCGCUAGCCAUGGUCUUGUACCGCGGACUGUUCGCCCUACCACAGUUUCACGAUCAUCGCAGCCGGCUGUAGUCGCGCAACCUUCAACACCGACGCCAGCACCUGUUACGGGCCCCACGCCUGCACGAACUUUUACUACACCUUACAAGGCUCUUGAGUCGAUUACGAUCAGACCUUCAGUCGAGCGACACAUCCAUUUUCACACUAAGCUCCUCGACACGUUCCCUGGUGACGCUAAAUAUAUUGUUGCUCCCAGACAGCUGGUCAACGAGAAGACCAUGGCUGAGGGUAUACACAUCUUCGUCGAUGCCUCAAAUAUCAUGAUCGGAUUCAAGGAUCUUUUGCGCAAGUACGGUGUACGCCAAUACGACAUGGCUUUCGACAGCCUCGCACUCCUUCUCGAGCGCCGUCGACCAGUCGCAAAGCGUGUCUUCGCCGGCUCUCACCGCGAAGCCAACCCUCUCCCCCAAAUCAAGAAGCUUGUCGAGACCUCCAAGGCGGUAGGCUACGAAAGCAUCCUACAAGAACAAGUCUUCAUCAGCCGUGAUGACUCGGAGAAGAAGAAAUUCUUCGACGACGUCAAAAGGCUAGGCUGGCACAAGGCGCAGCAACUCCGCUCUGGCAGUGGCAGCGACUCUGAAACGGGCCCUGCUGCUCCCAAGACCCCUUCCGCCCCGAGAUGGGUGGAGCAGGGUGUCGACGAGAUUCUCCAUUUAAAGAUGUGCCAGAGCAUCAUUGAUACCGAUGUGCCCAGCACCAUGGUGCUUGCGACGGGUGACGGCAACGUGGCGGAGAUGUCAGAUGGUUUCUUGGCGCACGUGGAAAGGGCGCUCAAACGUGGGUGGAAGGUUGAGUUGAUCAGCUGGAGACAGCAGACCAACGGUGGGUAUAGGAAUAAGAAGUUCAGGCUGAAGUGGGGUCAGCAGUUUAAGAUCAUCGAGCUGGACGAAUUUGUGGAGGAUCUGAUUGACACUGUCUAGACGAAGAUUUUUUUAUUGGGAUAUUGCUGUAUUCAGCGUUGAUGAAGCAUGGUCGGCGUUUAAUUGUUGUUUCGAUGUACUUCGGUGCCGGUUCGCAUUUGAGCAUAGCAUGCAUACGGCAUCAUGAUGGAUGCCCUUCAUAACAGCAAUAGCUUUAGCAUUACUUCCACGAAUCGCA
Didymella exigua CBS 183.55 is the source of this 2450-nucleotide messenger RNA. RefSeq lists its product as uncharacterized. Gene Ontology annotation, molecular function: guanyl-nucleotide exchange factor activity; small GTPase binding. The record is from RefSeq and is a predicted model, not a curated record. Bases 344 to 2272 code for a protein of 642 amino acids. NCBI's taxonomy places the organism in Eukaryota, Fungi, Ascomycota, Dothideomycetes, Pleosporales, Didymellaceae. The transcript has 2 exons. Gene Ontology annotation, biological process: protein import into nucleus. Gene Ontology annotation, cellular component: nucleus.